Balaenoptera musculus (blue whale) is the source of this 2012-nucleotide messenger RNA. It is a transcript of the gene TRIM13, whose product is annotated as tripartite motif containing 13. The record is from RefSeq and is a predicted model, not a curated record. The transcript is spliced from 3 exons. The coding region runs from base 425 to 1648 and encodes 407 amino acids. Gene Ontology annotation, molecular function: zinc ion binding. Lineage: Eukaryota; Metazoa; Chordata; Mammalia; Artiodactyla; Balaenopteridae. Gene Ontology annotation, biological process: innate immune response; positive regulation of canonical NF-kappaB signal transduction; positive regulation of macroautophagy.
CCGGAACGGGGGGAUGGGGAGCAACGGCGUGCGGGUGGGCGGCGGGGGCAGCGCGCCCGGGCUGCUGAAAACCAGCUCCGCUACCCAACACGCCUGGCUUCACUUCCAGCGCCUCGGAAUCGCCUACAAAAGAAAAGGCGACCAUGAACCGGAGUCAGAGCACGCGACCAUCCCCUGGCACUGAACCUGGGGAGGCUGCUUGGCCCCGUGGGAGGGCGCCCUAACCGAGAAGCUCCUUAGCACAGAGAUGGCCAGCCUCUCCCAUGCUCCUGGCUUUUUCAUCAGUAGCCUCCUUUGAUUACCAGUCACGACGUGCAAAAAAAAAAAAAAAAACCAAACAAACAAAACCAAAACCUGAUUGCUCUGCCCUGGGAAAUAGUAACCCUGACCAAUACACCUGCUUGCAGGGGACAGAGGAGAUGUGAUGGAGCUGCUUGAAGAAGAUCUCACGUGCCCAAUUUGUUGCAGUCUGUUUGACGAUCCUCGAGUUUUGCCUUGCUCGCACAACUUUUGCAAAAAAUGCUUAGAAGGGAUCUUAGAGGGGAACGUGCGGAAUUCAUUGUGGAGAUCAUCUCCAUUCAAGUGCCCCACAUGCCGCAAGGAAACUUCAGCCACCGGGGUCAGUAGCCUGCAGGUUAAUUACUCCCUGAAGGGUAUUGUGGAAAAGUAUAACAAGAUCAAGAUCUCUCCCAAAAUGCCAGUGUGCAAAGGACACUUGGGGCAGCCUCUCAACAUUUUCUGCCUGACUGAUAUGCAGCUGAUCUGUGGGAUCUGUGCUACUCGUGGUGACCACACCAAGCAUGUCUUCUGUUCUAUCGAAGAUGCCUAUGCUCAGGAAAGGGAUGCCUUUGAGUCCCUCUUCCAGAGCUUUGAGACCUGGCGUCGGGGAGAUGCUCUUUCUCGCUUGGAUACCUUGGAAACUAGCAAAAGGAAAUCUCUACAGUUGCUGACUAAAGAUUCAGAUAAAGUGAAGGAGUUUUUUGAGAAGUUACAACACACAUUAGAUCAAAAGAAGAAUGAAAUCCUUUCUGACUUUGAGACCAUGAAACUUGCAGUUAUGCAGGCCUAUGACCCAGAGAUCAACAAACUCAACACCAUCUUGCAGGAACAACGAAUGGCCUUUAACAUUGCUGAGGCUUUCAAAGAUGUGUCAGAACCCAUCAUAUUUCUGCAACAGAUGCAGGAGUUCAGGGAGAAAAUAAAAGUCAUCAAGGAAACUCCUUUGCCUCCCUCUAAUUUGCCCUCAAGCCCUUUAAUGAAGAACUUUGAUACCAGUCAGUGGGAAGACAUAAAACUAGUAGAUGUGGAUAAACUUUCUUUGCCUCAAGACACUGGCACAUUCAUUAGCAAGAUUCCUUGGAGCUUUUAUCUGUUAUUUGUGGUAAUCAUUCUGCUUGGCCUUCUCAUUUUCUUCAGUCCUACCAUAUUCCUAGAAUGGUCUUUAUUUGAUGAAAUCACAACUUGGAAAGACAAUCUUUCAAACUUUAGUUCCUACCUGACUAAAUCAGCUGAUUUUGUAGAACAAUCAGUUUUUUACUGGGAACAGUUGGCAGAUGGGUUUUUCAUUUUCAGUGAAAGAUUAAAGAAUUUUACUUUGGUGGUGCUGAACAAUGUGGCAGAAUUUGUGUGCAAAUAUAAACUGUUAUAAAACCUGUUUAAAGUACAUAGUUCUGUGUCUUUUGUUAGAAAUUUGUCAGAGUACAGAGUGGUAGUUCAGAUUUGGUCAAGAUUCCAGUCAGAUAUUUUCCUCUACAAGUACUCCUUUCAAAAACAAUGUCCUACACAUGUUGUUGAAAUUAGGUAGUAUAAAGAUAAAAGUGAAAUUUAAUAGUGUAGUCCUGAACCCUCCUUCCUUUUUUAAGUGCUUUUGAAAUAAGCAUCCUACCCCUAAUACUGGUUGUGUUUAUGCUAUGAAAAAAGGGGAUGUGAGAGAGUACAUGAUUUAAUAUUGAUGAGGUAGUGUAAUAAUGAUUGUUCUUAAGCAUGUAAUAAAGACUACUCUUGUAAAGCAA